AUGACAAAGACUUCACACUUGAUUAUAUUGCCGUGUCAUUCAAUAUGGAAAUCAGGGCCUAAUUUAGGGGAAACACGAGAUGAAUGGCAUUUAGUUGAUUUUCAAAUUGAAGGAUAUGAUCAUCUUGCAUUUAAACAACAGAUUCUCACUAGUCUUCAACAAUUGCAACAAGAUCCCGAGUCAUAUCUAAUAAUAUCAGGAGGUGAAACAAAAUUAGAUGCUGGGCCCAUAUCGGAAUCAUUAUCUUAUUAUUUGUUAGCUAGUAAAUUGUGUCAAAAUGAUCUGUCGAUAUUAUCAAGAGUAUCAACUGAAGUAUUUGCACGAGAUUCAUUUGAAAAUGUCAUUUUCCUGAUAUGUCGAUAUUAUGAAUUAUUUGCAAUGUAUCCAGAGAAAAUUACCAUAGUGGGAUUUGAAUUUAAACGAGAAAGAUUUGUUAAACAUCAUUUACAACAAGCAUUAUUAUUUCCUGAGAAUAGAAUCAAUUAUAUUGGGAAUUCCCCUGAUCCAAAAGAUCUUGAUGAAUUAGAAAUUGAAAAAUAUUUUCAAGAAUUAAAUGAAGGUGAAUUCAAAUAUGCUGUUAAACAUUUUCAGAAUGAUUGGUAUGGAUUACUGGGAUCUUUGUUAAAGAAAAAGAUUGCUCGAAAUCCAUUUAAUCGAUAUCAUGGGUAUAGUGAAAGUAACCCGAAAUUGGCUGAUUUCCUACGAGCAAUAAAAGAUGACAUCACCAUCACCACCACCACCUCUACUACACGUUCAAAUGAAAAUAUUAGAGAUUUACUCUUGGAUAUGGUUUGGGUUGAAUAA
This is a messenger RNA of Candida albicans SC5314, 804 nucleotides long. RefSeq lists its product as uncharacterized. Bases 1 to 804 code for a protein of 267 amino acids. Gene Ontology annotation, cellular component: cytoplasm. The record is from RefSeq and is a predicted model, not a curated record. NCBI's taxonomy places the organism in Eukaryota, Fungi, Ascomycota, Pichiomycetes, Serinales, Debaryomycetaceae. The transcript has a single exon.